ACUUCCUGUAUCUUGGACAGGUUGGGGUUUGAGACUGUUACUUCACGGCUGUAGUGAUAGCAAAUAUAAGUAUUUAGAGGCAAAUUUAUGAUUCGAGUUUGAGUCCGUCAAGGCGUGAGGCGUCGGCGAGCGGGCGGCCUGUGUGUCUGAUGUUGAUGUAUUCCGAUUUGCCCCCGGAUUUCUGUUCAAGACUGGGAGUGAUUAGAGUAUGUGAUGUUGAGCCCCUGUCGGAGUGGAAAUUAACUAUGGUUAUAUUCUUUUGUUAUGCUCUUACUUAUUCUAAAUAACUUCAGCGACAUGGAAAACCAGACACUAGUAAUUCGAAUAAAGAUACCGGAUGGGGGAGAUGUGGACUGGACAGUACCCAGCGUUUCCCAGCUCAUCUUCAGAGACGUACUGGAUGUAAUCAGUCAAGUCUUGCCAGAUGCCACUACUACAGCCUUUGAAUAUGAGGAUGAGGACGGGGACAGGAUCACUGUGCGGAGCGAUGAAGAAAUGAAAGCCAUGCUGUCGUAUUAUUACAACACUGUGAUGGAGCAACAGGUCAACGGACAGAUGAUCGAGCCCCUGCAGAUCUUCCCACGAGCCUGCAAGCCUCCUGGGAAACGGAACAUACAUGGCCUGAAGGUGAACACGCGCGCCGGCUCCUCCAAUCACUGCGCACACGUCGCCUCCGAGACACUGCCCAACGAGAGCUUAAAGAAAUCCUCUGCUGAGCUGAAGAAGAUCUUGGCGAAUGGGCAGAUGAAUGAACAAGACAUACGAUACCGGGACAUGCUUGGCCAUGGGAACGGAGGCACCGUGUACAAAGCUCUGCACGUCCCGAGUGGGAAGAUACUGGCGGUGAAGGUUAUUCCUUUAGACAUCACGCUGGAGCUGCAGAAGCAGAUCAUGUCGGAACUCGAAAUCCUGUACAAGUGUGAUUCGUCCUACAUUAUAGGAUUUUAUGGUGCAUUUUUCGUGGAAAACAGAAUAUCGAUAUGCACCGAAUUCAUGGAUGGGGGCUCUCUGGAUGUGUACAGGAGAAUCCCGGAGCACGUGCUUGGCAGGAUCGCUGUGGCGGUGGUGAAAGGUCUUACCUACUUAUGGAGCUUGAAGAUUUUGCACCGAGGUAGGAAGAGGGCUCCAGGAACCGACCGCUUCAGCCCGACCCUCUCGCUGACGUUCCUGUUGGCGGCGCGCAAGACCAGCGGGAACUUCUCAAAGGUCAAGGGUGUCGCCAAGUUUGAGCACUCCGGCACCUGCUCUGCCGCCGCUCCUCGACGGACCCGAGACCCCGCCGCUGGCAGAACCAGCACCAGGACCGGGUUCCUGUGCCUGGUCAACUCCAUUGCGAAAACAUACGUGGGAACAAACGCGUACAUGGCUCCUGAAAGGAUAUCGGGGGAACAGUACGGAAUCCAUUCGGAUGUGUGGAGUUUAGGGAUCUCUUUCAUGGAGCUGGCGCUCGGCAGUUUCCCUUACCCCCAGAUUCAGAAAAACCAGGGAUCUUUAAUGCCUCUUCAGUUAUUGCAAUGCAUUGUUGAUGAGGAUCCCCCAGUGCUUCCAGUGGGAGAGUUCAGCGAGGUGUUUGUUCACUUCAUCACACAGUGGGAGAGGGCUCUGGGCAGCCUGCGCUUUCCCUCUGCACGCAGGCGGCCUGAAACCUGCGGCGCGUACCGGGAUGAGGGCCACGCCUUCAUCCUGCUGUACAACGACGGCAACGCGGAGGUGGUGUCCAUGUGGGUGUGCCGCAGCCUGGAGGAGCGGCGGUCACAGCAGCCGGGCGGGGGCCUGCAGUGAGGCGUCGUGGGAUGGGGGGGGAGAGGAAGGUCCCACCUUCGCCGGGACGCCCCUGGCGCAGAAGCCCUCCUCUCCUUCCGGUGCCCCCCUAUGGCCCCGACGUCGCAAUCUGUACGGCGGGAGAGACUGGGAAAGAGCCACCGCUGCCAUCGUGUCUGUGGGAGAGAGGGGUGGUGAUGAGCUUCUGUGAGUUCAUCUGCCUGCUGAUCUGCCAAAAGCGCCACCCCCUUACUGUCUGUUCUCUUGGAGUCUCAUCCCUGGGGGGGCACUAUAGGUUCCCCGCCAUCAGAGUUUCUCGUUUGCACCUGUGCUCUGUCAAACCAGUCAGUCCUCCCCGGCCUCCAACUCCUAGGUUGCUGGGUGUUCGCAUGCGUGUUAUUGUACACAUCGGGGCAGAACCUUCAUGUUCUAAGUCAGACCGUCAAAGACAGUUCAACAAGGUCUGUUUAGAGCAACAAAUGUGAUGCAGUUUUCAGAACUGACCAGGCCGGAGCUCUGAAUAAGGGCCUUUCUCUUCCAGCAGUAUUCAGCAGACUUCAAGUUUUUCAAUGCACAGACUUAAACAUUGAGGGGGGGGCACGUAAACAAGAUCUCCAUCUGCCAAAACCUCCUUUAAACAUGGGGCUCCAAGAUGGAGGGCCUGUUGGUCUUCAAGAAUGUGUUCUCUCUGAGGCAGUCUCCAUGCACGAAGGCUGGGGCUGCUCCUCAGUAUUAUUCCUUUCUUGUACGGUCUUCUCCUGGAGAAUGGGCGCUUCGUCUGUUCCCGGAGAACCAGGAGAGGGCCUUGUAACAGCAGAGCCGUUCAGGAGAAUCCAGCCCCUCGCCUCCGUGCACUGCCACACAAAUACUGUGCCAAAUCCUGCCGUCUGACCUUGCAAAAUAAAAAAGAAUUGCUUUUUAAAAAAACUGCAACUAUGUUAAUGGGCUAGGAAAGACUAGCUCAUGUAAAUGCAGUAGCUCUGGGUUUCGAAUCGAGCAUCCUGCAGAUAAAUCCAGCUUUAACAGAAGUCUUGGGGAAUACGGCAGAGUGCAGAAAGCACUUUUAUGUUCUCAGGUUAGAAGUUCAUGCGGCCCUUCGUGUUGGAUGAUAGACCGGCGCGGGAUGUGACGUUCAGACAUCUGCGUCCUCUUGCUCUCCUGCAGGGGACUGUGGGGAAGGAGAAGAAACAGCAUAGAGGAAGCGGGAGAAGCUGCAUGGCCGGUCUUCGCUGUCUCUCGUUCACCUUGCUUUCACUCAGUCUGGCUCGCGGAUCGGGAUGAGAGGAAAGGCAAUGGGAGACGUGCGUCAGUGGAAGUCCCGGUUUGCAAAACCAGUUUUUGGAUGAAGACAGAGAACGGCUUCUUCUGCUGUCAUUGAAUGUCCAUGAACUACACUUAGUUUGUUUUUAAUGGAGUUAACCCACCCUAAGAGGCUCAGUCAUACCAAAGGUCAAAUUGAAAUUGCCUGGGGUAAAACAAUGCCAGGCCACGCAGAUCUUCUCAGCUUGGGGAAACCUGCCGUUUGCUGCUAUCUCUAUCCUCACAUAUAUUGCUUAUUUAGGAGAAUAUAGUGUAGUUCACUGUCAUCACCAUAAUUGUAUUACUGUACAAAAUGUCUAUAUGAAACCAAGUAAGCCCCUCUUCAUAAAGCUCUGUGACUAAGUUAAAACCGAGGCUGAGAGCAGUUGUUCAGUCAUCUAGAAUCAGAGUAGUGUAGUUUGUGAACUGGUAGAAACAGUCCUAUUUUUUUUUGUGUGUUGUUUUAUACAAUGGUGGCACUUGAGUUUCAUUGAGCACUGACUGACCUGCAGUAGUACUGCUGCGCUGGUCCUCUCUGUCACGAAUCACAAUGUAACCAAUAGCCUGUUUCAGAUGGCAGACUGGGGUUCGGGAAUCCUGUUUACCCCUGGCUGCUGCUGAAGGAGGGAUCCUGUUUUUCCUUAAAAUGCACCUGUGAGGUUCAAAGGUCAAGGGCAACAACUCUGAAGAGGCCAGCCUGUCUGUACUAUAGGUAUACAAGUGUUAAAAUUGUAUUUUUCUAAUACGUUGAUUGUAUUGUACACAUUUACUUCUGAGCUGACACUUACAGAGCAUUUCCAUCACCUUCGAUUUUGAAAAAGUUGUAAAUGUUACACAGAAAGGGUGCUAAUAUUUUUAGGUAGCUGAAAGUGUUUGAAUCUUUUGUUUUUUAAUUCCAGUAAACUGAAACAUGGCAUGAAAUGCUUUCUGGGUGUGGGGCUCAGUCUUGUCUCUGCGUUUCCCACUAGACUGCUGUGCGGCUGGGACGGAUUUUAUCCCAGCUGGUGGCCAGGUGUGGCCGAGUAAGAGCCCAAAACCUCUGUUGUGUGGCUCAGUGCGGUAUAAACCCUUAGGCGUUUCAGUCUGUUUCUUCUGUUUUUAUCAUUUCAGAUUGUUUUAGUAUUAGAGUGUGAACUCAUAAUGCACAAGGUUUUGGAUUUAGAAGCAACAAAUGCGUGCCAAAACUUUAUGGUUACUUCCUGCAUUCGGUUCCUUGUCACUCCGAAACUAGCACACUCUUUUAGCAGAAUGGAGUUUGUACUGUACUGUACAGAAUGUAGUAUGUAAAACACACACUUGGGUUCCUCUUAAGAGUUUAUUGGUCGGGGGAGGAGUCACUUUUACAUUCAUUGCUUUAGAAAUCCUUAACACUUCCUGACAGAAAUUUAAGUGCCUGUUAUUGGUCUGGUCUAAUGGUACCAAUCAAAAUGGCUGUGAACACAUAUGGCUUGUCAUGAGCAUCUCAACAUGCAAACUGGAUCAUCUAACAGGUUUAAAAGCUAUGGAGGAAGGCUGUCAGGUGGAGGUCAUAUUGUAUAAGAGUUGGCUUUGGGUAGAACUUUGCAAAGUUAGGGAGGGUGUACAGUACAGACACGUACUGGAGGAAAUAGGUUUGUAUUUCAGAACUAAUGGGUUCUGUGUGUGUAACACAGCACCAAGCACAAAACAGAGUCGCCACAAACCAAUAUCUAGUAGCUGGUCUUGUGUGUAACUGACUCAUACAGAAACCCAAGGCUUAUACAACUGAGCCACAAGUGAUGGGCAAUUCCACUGUGCUUGAAAGUCCAUGUUUUCAAUGUGGAAGGGCUCUGAACAAACAAAGAACCUCAUAUGAAUCAUUGUAGCAGAACUGGGCACAUAACCCACUCCACCCAGCCCUGCUCUUGUCUCUGAGGUGUCACAGCACUCACGUUGGUGAGGAGAGGAAACAGCAGCUUCCUUAACAUCUGCCGCUGUGUCCUUCUGACAGAUCAGUUUGAUUUAGCAGCAGACCUGUCUGUAGUGGAGCUGUUAUAAAGCUGUAUUUGAACUGCAGAGACACUAAGCCCGGCCUCGUGGAGAGUUCUAAACCUGGCCUUCCUGUAAUUAAAGUGCCCUUUACUGGUCUGGUCUAGAGGUGUCAAUGGAAACGACUGUGGAGACUAUAAACGCUUUUACUGUAAUUGCCAUUGUAACGUGUUUGGAGGAGAAACAAAGUGUGCAAUAUUAAAUGUAAAGAGACUUUUCAAAAGGCGAAAUGCGAAGCCCUCUGGUGUGUCAUUGCGGGGGCUGGGCGGCCUUGGCAGGAGAAUGGGAGGAUCGUCUGGGAGCCUGGUAAGCUGUGGGAAUUUCUCCUCCUGCACCAGGGGAGAGCAGCUUGCUGGCAGCCGAAAGAAAGCAGACCUUGGCCAAGAGGAUCCUCAAAGCCUGGGCAGCGCUGCUGAUUCCUGAGGGCGGGAGAUUGCCGGGGCCGUGGGCAUGGUAGCGGGCCGAGUGAUGCCCGUGCUGGCUGCAGCUGCUCUUCAGAGUUGGCUGACGCCGCUCUGCCCCCCGGUGGCCGGGGCAUUAACUGCAGUGUGAUGGGUGUGACUGCGGGCCGGGGGAGAAGCCUGAUGUGGCUGUUGGUUGGGUGGACCCAGCAGCCUGACUCCCUGGCCACUGCCUGCUGCUGGCAGGUUGUGUUAUGUGGUGGUUUUCACAGUGCUACUGUGGCAGGAGACCCUCCUAGCUCACGGCCCCACAGGUGCGGACGAGCGCAGGGGACAGGAGUCUUGCAUUCUGUCUCAAACUCGCCAUAUUAAUCCUUCUGAUUUUAUCAUAACCCCCAUCCCCUCCCCCCGCACCGAGCGCUUUGAUUACUGAGAUACCUCUCACAGAUAUGCAGCAGUGAUGUUUUAAUUUGUCUUCGGCCUGUUUAGUGUCUGUGAUGUUUUCCCUAAUCAAUAAACCCGUGUCUAUUGA
Lepisosteus oculatus (spotted gar) is the source of this 6000-nucleotide messenger RNA. NCBI's taxonomy places the organism in Eukaryota, Metazoa, Chordata, Actinopteri, Semionotiformes, Lepisosteidae. The record is from RefSeq and is a predicted model, not a curated record.